AAGUUGGGGGAAGAUGGGAACAGCUUUCUCUUUCGACAAAUUUGGCGCGUUAGCGACACCUAUUAGGCGCAAGAGAAAAAGAGAAGAAGAUGACAUAAAUAAUUCGAGCGUAAAUAAUGACCUGGAUUUAGAGACACCAAAGCGGAAGCGGACCAAGAGCACUUCCAAGUACAUUUAUCAGACUCUGUUCCUUGAAGGACAAGGUAGUGAUGUGACCAUUGUGGCUCUGGGGAAGGAGUGGCAUCUUCAUAAAGUCUACCUCUGCCAGUGUGCCUAUUUCUCCAGCAUGUUUUGUGGGUCAUGGACAGAGUCAUCACUGAAAACCAUCACUGUCAGCAUCCCUGAUGAGAACAUUGAUGAAGAUGCUUUGAAGAUAACAUUUGGAUCCCUAUACACGGAUACAGUGUUCAUCAAACCUGUCAACGUCACUCGGGUUUUGGCUGCGGCUAACUUAUUUCAGUUGGAAGGCCUUAUUCAACAGUGUGCUCUCAUGAUGAAAGAAAACAUCAGUGGCGUAACAGUGUGUGGAUAUUACUCUUCUGCUCACACCUACGGACUGGAGACAGUGAAGAAGCAGUGUGUCUCUUGGCUGGAGAAAAACCUUCUCCGUUCUCAGAGUGCUGAACUGCUACAAGAAAUCAGUCGUGACCUAAUGACUGUCCUGGUGGCCUCUGAAUGGCUGCUUGUUAUACAGGUGGAAAUGAAUAUCUAUACGAUGUUAAAAAGGUGGAUGUUUUUACAGUUGAACUCUGAUUGGAAGGGUGAUCUUAGUGCUUUGGACAAUGCUUGUUUUGAAUUUUACUCCAACAUCACAGAGGGUACUGUGGAGUUUCUUGAGAAGAGUGCUGGUCGCCGAUUCAUCCGUGUAUUUAGUGCUAUUAGAUGGCAGCAUGUUGUCUGUGAUAUCACAUCACUACACAUGAUACAACAAGACAGAAUAGUGCCAUUAGAGUGGCUGAGACCAGUGAUUCAGUACCAGUGGUUACACAUGCUCCAGGUGGAUCAGGGACAUGAUACAGGCCCAACAGAGGAGAUGGUGUCAGAAACUGCAUUCAGAGAGUUGUGUGUGCGCUGUGGUCGGGUGCUGGAGAAAGAAGGGCAGUUCUUCUGGAGGUGGACAGGGUACAACUUUGGUUUAGAUCUUAUACUCUCCUACUCGCAUGGUGUAAUAGGUAUGAAGAGGAACACAAUGAGUGAGGGCUGUCCUAAUGCAGUCAGUCUUCAGGACUACAGGAAAGUCUUCUACAGGUUGACUGUCCUCAGUCUCGAUGAAAUGGGCCGAACCAAAAACAUGCAAAGUACGGGUAUCCAGCAUACAUUGCUGGCCAAAGAUGAGGAGAAGGUGAUCAUGGUGUGUAGUAAGGACCUGAAGUUCCCUCUUCACAUAAACCUCAACUUGAUGUUUGCCACACCCAUGCAGGACCUGCCCAAGCCCGUGCUCUGUCCCCCAGAACCCUGGCACUGUGACGUGGAGAAACAAGACGUCGCAUUGCAAGUGGAAGCCUCAGAUCUUUUGUCAGAAAUUGAAAGUGAAACUGAAGGUGUUUCCCUAUGCAGAUAUCGGUACAUCCAGCCUACAAGUAUGUCUCCUGUGAAGCUGUCCAGAGAGACACAAACACACAGGACUAAGACUGUUCAUUGGUCCUCUUCAGACCCUGUGAUAUCUGGCAAGGUGCUGAACACAAGUAUUAACAAAUUUACAGACAGAUCACCUGUAAAUACUCAUUGUUCCAGAAGUGAAAGUACAACGGCUGAUGUGAUCUCUGAUAGCGAUGAAGAGAGCAGAACUGAGUUGACCAGAUCAGGUCAGGACUGGAGUAGUACAUUUGAAAGCCAGACCAGUGGUACUGAUAGUUCCACAAUUGCAAGUACUAGCCAUUGCCCUCCCAGCACAAGUCACUGCCUUGCCAGGUCAAGCCUUAGUCUAAGCAGAAGUCAUAAUCAGGCUAGUCCAAGUCAUUAAGAUUGAUAUUCACCCCUGACUGCCUUUGCAGUAACUCAUGUUAAAAACCUGUAUUUUAUAUACAUCUAUGUACAUCACAUAACCUCCUAAUUUAUAUGAACAGCGUGUUUUUUUUUUUGCUUACCAGUACUUCAAUCACAAGGUGUUCCUUUUCAAAAUGUGUUAAUUUUAAAAUAAGCCUCUCUUGUUUUUGUCCCAAUACAUAAACUAAAGAAGAGUGGAGACAAGAAAAACCAGAAAUGGUGAUCAGCAGUAGAAAGUAUAGAGCCAUUGAUACCCAGAGUUUUAUGACUGACAUAGUUUAUUUAUACUAACUUGUCCUUAUGCAGGAGUGCGUUACUCAAGCCUGUGACAUCAGAGCACUGCUCAUCUGUAUAGAGAACACACUGAUGCACUGAGGUUGACCUCCUUCUAUGUUAUGGGGCAGGGGUAUUGACUACAUGGUUUUCAGCAGCCCUUUGUUCAGCUGAUAAGGCUUUUGAUUUAUGAGAGAGUGAACUAUUGUUUUAUUAGGUGGAGGAAAAAAAAUUAGCGAAGUAAAUAGUUUAAAACAUGAAUAAACUAACAUAAAACAUCACAAAAUUACAUUUUUUACCAGAAUUUUUUUUUGUUAUUAUUUUCUGUGAAGAUUGUCCACACAUAAAGUUAGUUACAUGUGAGCGGUUGUUGAUGUUCUUGUACCCAGUUCCUGAAGGUCUGAAUUCAUUCUUUAUUAUCGUGUAUUAUAAAAUCUUAUGGGUUGUACCUUGUUGCAUGUUUUGUGUAUUUUUAAAGGGAUCACCUUGUGGUUGGUUGUAAUGGGUAAUGGUUGUUGUUUAGGUUUUGUCCACAGCUUGUCACAUGCUCGGUAUAUUUUAUUUUAUGGAAGAGGAUAAGAUCUCUAAAUCUCUUGGUUUUGAAUGACUAAUUUAUACUCAAAACACACACUUAAUAUGUUUAAUCUAGCAUGUUAAUGAAUUAUUUAUUCCAAGAAUCAAAUUACAAAGGGAUAAAGGACCUCUUGAAACUAGAUGGGAAAUCAUCUAAUCUCUCAGGUUGAUUGCCAAACUGCUCACAGUGACAAAUUGAGAAAUGACACAAGGGCUUUCCCAGUAUGAGUUAUGUAAUAGAUGUUGCCGAUGGAAUGGACCAAGCUAAAAUAUUUGUUGCUAAUCAUCAGCCUACUUUAUGCCGUCAGAUGCAUGGCACAUUAUCCUUUUCCAUCUAAUGUUGGUAUCUGAAACGAAGUUUUGUCUUAUGACUGAUACUGUGGAUACAUGACGGUGUCUUUGACAUACAUGUAUUACGAAGCUAAAAUGAUAAGCAGGUGCCCCCUUGGUCAGUGUAAUUGUAUGAUAUCCUGUUAACUGAAGUAAAUACCAUUGAGCUUUCAUUAGAAGAAUACUGUAUAUAAUUUGUAUAGAUGUACAGUAAUAUAUUUAAACUUACCGGUAUCUAACACAUACCUUGACAAUAUUUAAAGAAAUACAAAAAAAGAAUUUUUGGUGUGGUUCAAAUUCACCCCACAAUCCUCCUUUACCUGGCUUUGUUAAACACUAAAAAAAAGUAUGCAGGUAUAGGAUUCAAACUCGUUAUCCUAAACGACAUAGCGUUUUCAAGGCAUGCAUGUUACCACUGGACCAAUGGGGACAAUGAGUUAACAGCCAUGAAAUAUUAUGGUGAAUGUAAAGUUCAUCUGAACUUCCAAAUUAUUUAAUUUUUUUUUUUAUUUAUAAAAUUAUGAUUACGUUGAACCAACACAAUAUUUCGUGUUAGCUUACAGCUCCCUGACUAGUCACCAAAUAUGUGAAAAUCAUUUUGGUUCAUGUUACCAUAUUUUUAUCAUGAAGGGAAUUUCCUCAGGAAAACGCCUUAGAAUAGCAAAAUCUACUUUUGAUCCUAUUUUUUAUGAAACAAAAAGUAAAAAUCGCAUCAUGCCAAUUUUUCACACACAUCCUUCAGUAAUUGUGCGUCAUAUUCAAGUAUUCACUCCUUUCUUUUUUUGCAUGAGGAAGAAAUACACCUCACUGUUUCAUGGAAGUGGGAUAAUUUCCCAGCGAGUUUUAAGGGGCCCUUUAUCUGUAUAGCGAAGACAACGACAGUAGUGGAUUCUUUAUCGUGUCAGUCGAAAUCAUAUCUGUUGAUACAGAUGGACUUUCAUUGUGAUUAUACACAAGUUAAGUUUUGUCAAAUUCAGUUCAUGCAUCAUCAUUUUCCAUUGCAACUGAAGAAGUUAAUUGUAAAACUCAACAUUCAACAGCCUCACUGAUCUUAGUCAAGGGAUUACUGAAGCUGUGCUGAAGACCUAGCUCAAGCUUUUGAUCAGUGAAGUCAUGGUCAGCUGUGAAUGUACACCAGGAGAUUUCAAAAGAGUCUUGCCAGCUGUGAUGGUUACUUUGCCAGAUGUGGUGGCCACCUUGCCAUGUGUCGUGGUUACUUUGCCACGUGUGGUGAUCACCUUAUGUGUAGUGGUCACCUUGCUAGGUGUGGUGAUCACCUUAUGUGUGAUGGUUACUUUGCCAGGUGUGGUGAUCACCUUAUGUAUAGUGGUUACUGUGCCAGGUGCAGUGCCGCUUGGAGUAUAACAUACUUGUAUGGGGAUGGUUUCACCACCCCAUACUUACACACUUAGAAGCUGUAUCUGGGUGGGAAGGGCUUUGUAUGGGUUAGCUUAUGCUCGGCAAUAUCUGCACUCAAAAUUCAUAUUUGGUAACUUAGCAGGUAUACAAACACUAUAAUUUCAAUAUAACUACAAGAAUUUUGUAUUAAAAAAAUUACAGGUGUAAGGAUAACAGGAAUAGCCACAUGUAUAUUUCCUAUUUAUAUAAAAAAUGCAAUGGUUAAAAAAUACAUAUGGUUUAAACAAUGUUCAUGAUAUUAAAGUCACAUGAAAUAACAACAAUUGUGUUGGUUUUUUUCUCUACAUGUAACAGGUGCUCUUCAUAUAUCCAGGCAGGAGGGACUUGGUGGAUAAGAUCGUCUUUCAAUGACUAGGAUGCAACGCUGUAUCCCAGCCAUGGGUGGGGGAAAACAUAAAAAUUCAAAAAGUCUCACUGAAGAACAAGACGCUAAAAUACACGCAAACUAUAAGGUCAUAUCUACUUGGGAUUUCUCCACUCUCUAUACUACUCCUCACACAGAUUUAAUUGAUAGAAUUUCAUCCCUAAUUGUUUCAGGGUUAAAUAAAACUGGUCAAUGUCGAAGACAACAAAACCUUCUUCAGUUCAACUACAUAUAAGGGUUACCAUUCAUCGGAUGUUUCCAUGUUCACUUAUUUGCUUGAAUUUCUCAAUAAUAACAUCAAUGUGAAACUGAGGGAAAUAUCAGCAGUGUAUAAGUGUUCUCAUGGUUACAAAUUGUGCCCCCCUUUUAGCCCACCUAUACUUGUUCUCAUAUGAAUACGACUAUAUGCAGAAACUAUUAAGGAGUAAUCCUCACCAGAUCCCGAUCUUUCUCAUUCACUGAAUGGUUUAUUGAUCAUCUGCUGGCUUUAAACUUUCAUGUUUACCAAAGGCUGUGAAAGAUAUUUACCCACCUUUGCUGGAUUUAAAGGAAACCGCGGAUUCUCCAGAUGGUACAUCUUAUCUGGACCUAUAUUUGUACAAAGACCAA
This is a messenger RNA of Liolophura sinensis, 5554 nucleotides long. RefSeq names its product germ cell-less protein-like 1. Gene Ontology annotation, molecular function: protein binding. The record is from RefSeq and is a predicted model, not a curated record. The transcript is spliced from 15 exons. The coding region runs from base 14 to 1963 and encodes 649 amino acids. NCBI's taxonomy places the organism in Eukaryota, Metazoa, Mollusca, Polyplacophora, Chitonida, Chitonidae. Gene Ontology annotation, biological process: germ cell development.